This is a messenger RNA of Ricinus communis (castor bean), 1760 nucleotides long. RefSeq names its product exopolygalacturonase clone GBGE184. The record is from RefSeq and is a predicted model, not a curated record. Gene Ontology annotation, biological process: carbohydrate metabolic process. Gene Ontology annotation, molecular function: polygalacturonase activity. Lineage: Eukaryota; Viridiplantae; Streptophyta; Magnoliopsida; Malpighiales; Euphorbiaceae. The coding region runs from base 95 to 1462 and encodes 455 amino acids. The transcript is spliced from 5 exons.
CCAAAAAUAUCUAUGGAAUCGAGGGACAUCCUAUACAUAACAUCUAUCCUGAACCGUUCGCUUUGGCUAAAAUCAUGGUAUAAAGAAAGAGGGCAUGGAAAGAGAACUUUGUCACUUUUCACAUUCUGUCAAGCCUCCUUAUCGGGGCUCUUUAUUUUUUAUUAUUAUUUUUCUUUUUGUAGAAGAGAAAGAAAGGAAUAAGAGAUUGGACUCAAGAAGAAGAAUGGCAAUGGCCUUAACUACAAAUUUAUUGGCAAAUGCCAUUCUUCUCUUAUUCUUAGCUACCGCCUCUUGUGAGGCUAAGGGUAUGCGUCUGCGCCGUGCCAUUAGACCAGGUCCUCGUCUUGGUCAUAAAAGAAAUCCUAAUGAAAAAGUCUUUAACGUAUUACAGUUUGGUGCAAAACAUGAUCCUAGAAAGGAUAAUGCAUUGGCUUUUAUUCAGGCAUGGAAGGCUACAUGCAACUGGGAGGGAAAUGCAAGGUUAGUUGUCCCAGGGGGAGAGUUCUUAGCAUCAUCAAUGGUAUUUCAAGGACCAUGCAAAAAUCCAGCACCUAUUGUCCAAAUAAUAGGAACUAUAAAAGCAGCAUCAGAUUUGAGCAAUUAUGCAGAAGAUUUUUGGAUCUCAUUUGAAAAAGUAAAUGGCUUGAUAGUUACUGGAACUGGCACUGUCGAUGGCCAAGGCCAAAAUGUUUGGAAAUAUAAUGAUGGUGGUGGCAGUAUUUUUCCAGCAAAUAUUAAACUCCUUCAUGUGUCAAAUGGAAUCAUAAGACAGAUCAACUCUGUUAAUCCCAUGGGUUUCCAUAUUGGCAUCGUUCUGAGCCAGAAUAUUAGAGCCAGAAGGCUCCAUUUAAAUGCUCCUGAAAGUAGCCCCAAUACUGAUGGUUUCCACAUCAGCCAGUCCAAUCAAGUUAAAAUAGCUAAGAGUGUUAUUGCUACAGGUGAUGAUUGCGUCGGUAUGAUUCAUGGAAGUACCGAUAUCAGCAUCAAGAAGGUAACCUGUGGCCCUGGACAUGGCAUCAGUAUUGGUAGUCUUGGAAAGUACCCAGAUGAGAAGGAUGUGAGAGGUAUCCUUGUGACAAAUUGCACGUUGAAGAACACUGAUAAUGGAAUAAGAAUCAAAACCUGGGGAGGAUCACCUCCAAGCGUAGCUACAUCCUUGACUUUCCAGGACAUCAUUAUGGACAAUGUUAGACACCCCAUCAUCAUUGAUCAAUCCUAUGGAUCUAAAUCUGCGCCAUCAAGGGUAAAGAUCAGUGAUGUUAAAUAUAUGAACAUUAGGGGAACCACAAAUUCAGAAGUUGGGGUGGAUAUUCAGUGCAGCAAGCAGGUUCCUUGUGAAGGAGUUCGCUUGUCAAACAUCAAUCUGAAAUACAUCGGUGGUAAAAAACUACCUUUCUCCUCUUCAUGUCUGAAUGCAAGAGUUAGCUAUGCUGGAAUGCAAUUCCCACCACCUUGCCGAUGAAGUGCUUAAAAAGUUGCUAUUGGAACCUUCCCUGCUUAAACAUUAUAUGUAUCACUACAAGGCGACGGAGCUUUAUGGAUCUAAUGGAAAUGGAAAUAUAAACGUUGAAAUAGCAUCAAUACUAUGACCUUGUUAUCUAAAUAUGAUGAGCACAGCUUUGGGUUGAUAAAUUGGUCGAAAAUCCUUAUAUUUUCACAUCACUAAGUAGGUUGAGUUGCACAAGCCAAGAGGCUUGCAAGUUCGGAACUCUUUGUGUACACCAAUUCUUAAAUGCUUAAUUUCUUAGUGUUAGAGAAAC